This is a messenger RNA of Cutaneotrichosporon cavernicola, 1629 nucleotides long. RefSeq lists its product as uncharacterized. The coding region runs from base 1 to 1629 and encodes 542 amino acids. The record is from RefSeq and is a predicted model, not a curated record. NCBI's taxonomy places the organism in Eukaryota, Fungi, Basidiomycota, Tremellomycetes, Trichosporonales, Trichosporonaceae. The transcript has 5 exons. Gene Ontology annotation, cellular component: mitochondrion. Gene Ontology annotation, molecular function: FAD binding; catalytic activity.
AUGUCGGCCGCUCGCACUUUCCUUCGCGCCGUCCCUCAGAGCGUUGCCCGCCGUGCCGUCCGGGUCGCUCCCCGUGCCUUCAUCCCACGAGCCGCCAUCCCAGCAACGCGCACCCAGACGGUCUCUGCCGUCCGCUUUGGCUCCACCCUCCCGCCUCGUAACCCUUCGUUCACCCAGGUCACUGAGGACCAUGUCAAGCACCUCCGUAGUCUGCUCGGAUCAACUGGGUCGCUCAUGUCGACCCUCGACGGCUCGGCCUCUGUCGACGAGCUUGUGGCGUACAACGACGACUGGAUGAACAAGUACCAUGGCAAGAGUCAGGUCGUCGUCAAGCCCAAAUCGACCGAGGAGGUGGCGGCUGUCAUGAAGUACUGCAACGAACAGAACAUUGCGGUCGUGCCUCAGGGCGGUAACACUGGUCUUGUCGGUGGUGGCGUUCCCAUUCACGACGAGGUCGUACUCUCGCUCGCCAACAUGAACCAGAUCCGCUCGUUCGACCCCGUCUCGGGCAUCUUUGUUGGUGACGCCGGUGUCAUCCUCGAGACUGCCGACAACUUCCUGGCUGACAAGGGUUUCAUCUUCCCUCUCGACCUCGGUGCCAAGGGCUCGUGUCAGAUUGGCGGCAACGUUGCGACCAACGCUGGUGGCCUGCGUCUCCUCCGUUACGGUUCCUUGCACGGCACCGUUCUCGGCCUCGAGGUUGUUCUCCCCGAUGGCACAAUCUGGAAUGGUCUCCGCACUCUCCGCAAGGACAACACUGGCUUCGACCUGAAGCAGCUCUUCAUCGGCUCUGAAGGCAGUUUGGGUGUCAUCACGGGCGUCUCCAUCAUGUGCCCCCGCCGCCCCAAGGCCAUGAACGUUGCCGUCUUCUCGGUGGAGUCUUAUGAGGCUGUUCAGGCUGUCUUUGCCGACGCCAAGGACUACCUUGGUGAGAUCCUCUCUGCGUUCGAGUUCUGGGACCAGCAAGCGUACGCCGUCGUCCGCAAACACCACGAGGAGCACCUUGGCGGCGAACGCAAGGUGUUUGAGAACGAGGGCCCCUUCUACUGCCUCAUCGAGACCGGCGGCAGCAACGCUGAGCACGACGAGGAGAAGCUCGGCAACUUCCUCGAGCACGUCAUGACUGAGGGCAAGGUCAUUGAUGGUGUCCUCGCUCAGGACAGCGCGCAGUUCACCGGCAUCUGGUCGCUGCGUGAGGGAAUCCCAGAGGCUUGCGGCAAGUUUGGCUCGGUCUACAAGUACGACCUUUCCAUUCCUGUCGGCAAGAUGUACGAGGUCGUCGAAAAGGUCCGCGCACGUGUGCGCGAGGCUGGUCUCCUCAAGGGAGAUGGCUCGAUGAGCGACCCUAUUCGCGCGUUUGUGGGUUACGGCCACAUGGGCGAUGGCAACCUGCACAUCAACAUUGUCGCCGAGGAGUACCGCGAUGAGAUCGAGGCGGCAAUUGAGCCUUACGUUUACGAGGUUGUUUCCGAGUACCAGGGUUCGAUCAGCGCUGAGCACGGUCUUGGUGUUAUGAAGGCUCCGCACAUUCACUACUCGCAGGACGAGACGUCGGUCAAGAUCAUGCGCGACAUCAAGCAGCUCUUCGACCCCAAGGGCCUCUGCAACCCAUACAAGUACCUGCCCUAG